GCCAUGUCGUUGAGCCCCAAGCACACGACGCCCUUCUCCGUGUCCGACAUCCUCAGCCCCGUCGAGGAGAGCUUCAAGAAGUUCGGCGCCAUGGACGGCGCGCCGCCCUACCGGCCCCCGCCGCCCCCGGGCCCUGCGCAGGCGGCGGGGGGGAUGCAGCCGCCUCCUCACGCCCUGGCGGGACACUCCGCCACCACCGCCGCCGCCGCCGCCGCCGCCGCCGCCGCGGCCGCUGCGGCGGCGGCGGCGGCCGGCUACCCCAUGCCGCCGGGCGUCUCGCAGUUCCCCCCCGGCCCCGUGGGCGGCUACUGCAACGGGGGCAUCGGAAGCGUGGGCGACCUGCCCGCCUACCCGGACGGCGUGAGGGCCGGCGCGCCCGCCGCCCCCGCCUGGUACGGGGCCAACGCGGACCCCCGCUACUCCACAAUCUCCAGGUUCAUGGGGCCGUCCCCGGGCCUGAACAUGCCGUCCAUGGGCACGCUGACGGGCAUGGCGGAGGCGGCCAAGUCCCUGGCGCCCCUGCACGCGGCGCCGCGGCGGAAGCGCCGGGUCCUGUUCUCGCAGGCGCAGACGUACGAGCUGGAGCGGCGGUUCAAGCAGCAGCGGUACCUGUCGGCGCCCGAGCGCGAGCACCUGGCCGGCCUCAUCCACCUGACGCCCACGCAGGUCAAGAUCUGGUUCCAGAACCACCGCUACAAGAUGAAGCGGCAGGCCAAGGACAAGGCGGCCCAGCAGCUGCAGCCGGACGGCGGGGCCCCGGGACCGCAGCCCGCCCCCGCCCCUGCUGCCCCUCCUCAGCCGCCGUCCCCGCGCCGGGUGUCCGUGCCCGUGCUGGUGAAGGACGGGAAGCCGUGCCCGGCCCCCGCCCCCCCGUGCCCGCGGCCCCCGAGCGCCGUCCGCCAGCCGCCGCCGCCGCCGCCGCCCGAGCUGGAGGAGCUGGCCCCCAGCCCCCCGGACCUGCACGGCACCGCCGCCGCCGCCGCCUUGGCCCCCAUCGACGCCGCCGCCGCCGCCGCCGCCGCCGCCGCCGCCGCCGUCGACUACAGCGGAGCCAUGGGCAACCCCAACCUGCUCUAUGGCAGGACGUGGUGA
Molecule: messenger RNA, 1092 nt
Organism: Tachyglossus aculeatus (Australian echidna)
Lineage: Eukaryota; Metazoa; Chordata; Mammalia; Monotremata; Tachyglossidae
Gene: NKX2-4
Product: NK2 homeobox 4
Exons: 2
Coding region: 4-1092 (362 amino acids)
Biological process (GO): cell differentiation; regulation of transcription by RNA polymerase II
Cellular component (GO): nucleus
Molecular function (GO): RNA polymerase II cis-regulatory region sequence-specific DNA binding; DNA-binding transcription factor activity, RNA polymerase II-specific
Source: RefSeq, a predicted model, not a curated record